AUCCAAAGAAAUCGUUCCAAUUCAUAUAUCAUGGUAGUAGUUAGGGGGAAGCGACACCUGAGUGAUCCUUCCACAAAAGAGUUUUCAAAACCAUUUACCUUUGCCCGAUUUUAUUAUAAUUAGAAAACUUUUAAACCAAAACUUUGUUACUAGAUAAUGAUUAAAACUAUUGAAGCAGGGGUAGACGGACUGGCCCAAGUUGAUAUUUAAAUACUUCCUCUAUACUGUACCUGUCUAGAGUUUAAAAAUUUGGACUCUAUUCAGGAUUAUAUUGUUGUCUAGUUUCUUGCGAGUCAAGUUUUUGACGCCGUUGCCGGGAAUCAACAGUCUGUUAUCUUGAAAAAGUUGUCGGUUGUUAAUCUAGCUUUUAAUUUUCAGUUUUGCAAUUGUGUGUGCUUUGCUUGUGCUAGACUUGGUGUGUUUUUCGAUUGUGUGUAGACUUGGGAAAUUUCCAACCUCUGUCAACCUUCAUUCAACACAGGACUCAAGUUCAAGGCUCAAGCUUCCAACAACCGUACCAAGCACAAGGUGGCCUAGGGUUUCAACAACAACCCGACAAGCUAUCUAAGAUUGAAGACCUAGUGAACACCUUUGUGAGUACGACUAGCCAAAAGUUUGAGAAGAUAGAGAAAUUUAUGGAUGUGGAGACUACCAAGUUUACCUCGGUUGAUGCGGGUCUCCGAAGCCAUCAAGCGAGCCUCCAAAGCUUGGAGUAGCAAAUCGGCAACCUCACCGAGAGACCCAUCUUUACCUUUCCAAACCCUGGCGAACCCCAAAGACCAUUCCGGGGUAAAUGCACUUCAAGUGAGGAGUGCGAAGGCUAUUCCGGAAAUCGCCACUAAUGAAGUGAUGGAUAAGGAAGAUACCAAAAAGGAAGAGACCAACCCAAAGAAGGGAGAAGGGAAGCCCUCGAGGAAUGAGAGGAAGGCGGCAAGGAAGGCAUUGCCGGAGUAUGGAUACACACCACCUCUUCCUUAUCCCACAAGUAUGUACAAGGAGAGGUUGGAGAAUGAGUGUGGAGGUUUCAUGGAAAUUCUCCGCAACCUCCACCUCAACAUCCCUUUCCUUUAAGCUAUGGCUCAAAUGCCAAGAUCUGCCAAGUACAACAAAGGAUUCCUCACCAAGAAGGCAAAGCUUCAAGGCCUCGCCAACGUGACUCUUGCGAGGAGUGUUCGGCUUACCUCCUCGACCGCUUUCCCAAAAAGCGGUCCGACCCAGGUAGCUUUAAUAUCCCUCUCGAUAUUGGUAACCAUCAUAUAUACAAUGCCUUGGCGGACCUAGGAGCUAGUGUUAAUGUGAUGCCCUACAAGCUUUUCAAAAAGUUAGAAGUAGGUGAACUUAAGACCUUAAAGCUUAGCAUCACCUUAGCCAACCGUUAUUUCAUUAGCUCGAGGGGUAUUGUGGAUGACACACCCUAACCCGGCCGGGUACUACUUUUACCAAAAUGCCCUUGAUAAAUAAAAUACUCAAAUCUUA
Messenger RNA from Linum trigynum, 1476 nucleotides. Lineage: Eukaryota; Viridiplantae; Streptophyta; Magnoliopsida; Malpighiales; Linaceae. The record is from the annotation of a GenBank genome assembly.